AACGAACCCAUAUCAAUGGUUAUAUGACCUCUUUUCAAUUUUUCCAGAGAACCAACAAGGUCAAUAUCUAGAACCUAAUAAUAUGAUCACCUCGUCUCAGUUUUUAGAACGAAUCCAGCCCUCCUCAGAGAAUAAUCAAGAACAGUAUCCGGUAAACAAUCAUACAACUUCUUUUCAAUCUCCUGACAAAGAACUAUAUCAGAAACUGAUCAUAACCUCUUCAUCUUUUCAGUUUCCCUUAGAGAAUCAUCAAGAACAAAAUCAGGAAGUUGAUCGUAUUGCCAAACUUACUUUCCUUCUUAACGAAAAAGAGCUUUCCAAUGCUUUCCUUGUUUUCCUAUGGAAGUUACUUGGUGAUAAUCUCUUUCUUUACUAUAACAAGUUUCUAGAAUCGUUCCAGAAUUCUUCAUCAUUUCCGGAAAUGGACCAAAAAGGUGAAAGAAAAAAAAAUGCAUGUAAUAACUGUCGCAGUCGGAAAAAGAAAUGUGUUGGAGGUAAAAUCGGUGAGGAAUCAUGUAAGUAUUGUAGUAAAAAUAAUAAAAUAUGUUCUUAUGUCGAGAUGUCUUCGAUAAGUAAGUAUUUCUGA
Molecule: messenger RNA, 586 nt
Organism: Cetraspora pellucida
Lineage: Eukaryota; Fungi; Glomeromycota; Glomeromycetes; Diversisporales; Gigasporaceae
Source: the annotation of a GenBank genome assembly